CAUUUCAUUCCCAGGUGGUUUUUACACAGCUCAACAACCUUGGAAUCGUUAUGCGUAUUUCUGGUUUGAUUUGUUAACAGUGUUAAUCUCAUAUUUUACAUUGAAUUUGAUGUUUUUGAAUUUGGAAAUUUUUAUGACACCAAUGGUUCAACAAAAGGAUAAAAUUUUUUAUCAUAAUUUCACGAAAUUUGAUAUUAUGAAAGAAGAAUUUGAAUUAUUCAGUUAUGUACAACCAGCCAAUUGUAAAGAAUGGAAUUGCAUGAUUAGAUUGAACGAAAUUGAGACAACUCUUUUUUAUUUAAUCACAACUGUUUCAUUUAUUGGUCAUGUUACAUUGCAUGUAUUAUAUAUUUGUGGACGGUUUGCCGGGUACAAUGAAUUUUUGAAAACUUUGCAAAAUUAUCGUGAAACAAUGCCGAUGCAGGAGAUUGAAGAUAUGUACACUCAAGAAACGUCUUUGUCUAUAGGUCAUAUUACACGAAGUAAUACUUCUAUAACUCAUGAAAUGUUUAAUAUGACAAGUUAUGAUGCGUCAAAUCCAUCAUUAAAUUAUGAGGAAUUAACUACAAAUAGUGAUAAAAAAUUCCAGAACGACAUUUAUUUUAAAGAUAAUAUAGAAAAUUUUACUCAUGUCACACCUUCAGUUAAUGAAGAUGCUACAGCUAGUCAGUUGUUAGAAUUAUUAAGGGAAAAAACUCAUUCUACAAUUGAUGAUGAUGAUGAUUUAUUUUCCACCCAACUUACUACUGGUAACCAAUAUCAAAAAGAAUAUACGACAAAUACCAGCAGUCAAGACUCAAAUGCUGCUAUUUCCGAAGAUGAUUUACCUCAGAGUUCAAAAGAAUAUUUGGGAGGGCAUUACGUUGAAAAAGUAUUGAUUUGGUCUGCAGCUCAGAGAUGGGAGGCGAAGCAGCGUGCACAUUGGCAUUGGAUUCAUACUAUUGGAACAGGAUUUGAUAUUUUGGUUCAUAUGGUAUUUGUUAUGUGGCAUGUAAAGGUUUUAAAUAAUUUGUGA
Messenger RNA from Racocetra persica, 1015 nucleotides. The record is from the annotation of a GenBank genome assembly. Lineage: Eukaryota; Fungi; Glomeromycota; Glomeromycetes; Diversisporales; Gigasporaceae.